AUGGCAGCCAUUCGCAUUGCUCCCACCCGGGCAACCAGAGCUCUGAACCUCCUCCGCACAAUCCAGUACACCCAUCCGCCUUCAUGUCCAUGCCACAGCAAUCCCGCCCACCACCAUCACCAUCCCUCUUCGCUCCCCUCCACUGUCAAGGCUGCUACCCGACGUCUAGCAACGCCGAUAGACCACUCGCAGCAGAAGGAGUAUGCCUUCGAGAUGGCCGCCAGCAGUAUACGGUUCGGUCCGGGGUGCACGAAGGAAGUGGGCAUGGACUUCAAGAACAUGGGCUCGAAGCGGGUUAUGGUUGUCACGGACAAGACGGUCAGGAAGCUGAACGCCAUGAAGCAGGUGGUCGAGGGACUGGAGAAGGAGGGCGUGCAAUACCAGAUAUACGACGGCGUACGCGUCGAGCCCAAGGACAGCAGCAUCAAAGAAGCCAUCGACUUCGCGAAGCCCUACCAACCCGACGCAUUCCUCGCCGUAGGCGGCGGUUCCGUCAUCGACACCGCCAAGCUUAUGAACCUGUACACCUCCUUCCCCGACGCCGAAUUCCUCGACUUCGUCAACGCCCCCUUGGGCGCUGGGAAGCCUAUCCCGGGUAAGCUCUUCCCCCUCGUCGCGGUCCCCACGACCGCAGGCACCGGCUCCGAGACCACAGGUACCGCGAUCUUCGACCUGGUCUCCAAGCGCGCGAAGACCGGCAUCGCGCACCGCAACCUGAAGCCCACACUGGGGAUCUGCGACCCGCUGAACACGCGCACCAUGCCCUCAGCCGUACACGCCUCCUCCGGCCUCGACGUCCUGUGCCACAGCCUGGAGUCCUGGACCGCAAUCCCGUACUACGAGCGCGUUCCCCGUCCCACGAACCCGAUCAACCGCCCCGCGUACCAAGGCGCGAACCCCAUCUCCGACAUCUUCAGCCUGCAGGCCCUGCGCAGCACAGUCAAGUACUUGCCGCGCGCGGUGCGGGAUCCGGACGACACAGAGGCGCAGAGCCAGAUGCUGCUCGCUGCCACUCUGGCCGGCGUCGGCUUCGGCAACGCGGGCGUGCAUCUGUGCCAUGGCAUGAGCUACCCGAUCAGCGGCCAGAAUCCGGGAUACAAGCACCCUGGCUACGAAGUCGAGGCUCCGAUCAUACCGCACGGCGUCAGCGUGGCCGUGACCGCCCCCGCGGUGUUCAAGUUCACAGGAGCGAGCAACCCGGAGCGGCACUUGGCGGCCGCGGAGUGCUUUGGCGUCGACAUCAGCGGGGUUAAGAAGGAGAGCGCCGGCGAGGUGCUGAGUGAGGCGCUCGCCGAGUUUUUGGUGAAGCUAGGGGAUCAGCCCAGGGGCUUGAAGGAGCUGGGCUUCAAAAAGGAACAUGUGGAAGGCUUGGUGGAGGGGACGCUGCCGCAGGCUAGGGUGCUGAUGUUGGCGCCGAAUUUGGAUAUUCAGAAUGUGGAGGCGGAGAGGGAACAGUUGACGGGGUUGUUCGAGGAGGCGAUGGAGUACUGA
Molecule: messenger RNA, 1491 nt
Organism: Coniosporium apollinis CBS 100218
Lineage: Eukaryota; Fungi; Ascomycota; Dothideomycetes
Product: hydroxyacid-oxoacid transhydrogenase
Exons: 2
Coding region: 1-1491 (496 amino acids)
Cellular component (GO): mitochondrion
Molecular function (GO): metal ion binding; alcohol dehydrogenase (NAD+) activity
Source: RefSeq, a predicted model, not a curated record